Xenopus laevis (African clawed frog) is the source of this 2373-nucleotide messenger RNA. It is a transcript of the gene mypop.L, whose product is annotated as Myb-related transcription factor, partner of profilin L homeolog. Gene Ontology annotation, biological process: regulation of transcription by RNA polymerase II. Gene Ontology annotation, cellular component: nucleus. Lineage: Eukaryota; Metazoa; Chordata; Amphibia; Anura; Pipidae. Gene Ontology annotation, molecular function: DNA-binding transcription factor activity, RNA polymerase II-specific; RNA polymerase II cis-regulatory region sequence-specific DNA binding. The record is from RefSeq and is marked provisional.
GGGAGGAAGAGGAAGAGGCGGAGCAGAAGAGGCAGCAGAUAGAGAAAAAGGAAAUCUAACCCCUAACUUUCCCGUCAUUUUAAUCUGGCACAAAGUGCAGUGCACAGGGAUGCCCUGAGCACAAGUGCUUUCUGAAUGGGCACUAGGGGGUCUGAUGUUGCAGAAGCCCUUAGUGCUCUAGCACUUGCAUCCAGCCUGAGUAGAAGAGGGAGUAGUUGGAGACCCCGACAUGUCCGGGGACACAGAGGAGGUAACCCGCUUACGUAAACCACGUUUCUCCUAUGAGGAGAACCAGAUCCUGAUCCGAGAAGUACGGGCUCACUACCCUAUGCUUUAUGGAGCACAGAGCCGGCGUCUUAGUGUAGCAGAGCGUCGGCGUGUGUGGGAAGGCAUUGCAGCUAAGAUUAACGCCAUUACCAACUGGAAACGCACUGCCCAGGAGGUUCAAAAACGUUGGAACGAUUUUAAGAGGCGGACCAAAGAGAAACUAGCACGUGUUCCCCACUCUACCCAGAGUGGAACUGCAGAGGAGGCAAUGACUGCUGAAGAGGAGACUAUAUUUGCCAUCUUGGGGCCUGGUGUAAUGCCAGGGAGUAGUCACUAUGGACCUGUCACACACUUGGGAGCUAUGGAUUUCAAUCCGUCAGGCCCAGGGUCCUCUAGUCCUGAAACAUCACUCAGUGCUCCAUGUGCACCGAUUGAAGCACCACUCCUUCUCCAUCCAAAGGAAUCUCCCUCCCCAACAUCACAGCUUCACAUUGUCCAGCUCCCCCAUCUCACUCCUUCACCAGACCCAUCAGAAUGUCCUUCACCUCCACCCCUUGGGUCAGGGACACCAUUGCUCACUCCCAGUGGAGUUGCCCAACAUUACGACCCCACGGUUGCCAUGCUGAGAGCCCAACAGGAAACAGCAGAAGCAAUAAGGCAUCUAACCUAUACUUUACGUCAAAGCAUGGACCGUUUGACCAAUGUUUUAGCUGCCAUUUUGCCCCUAGUCCCUCAUCAGCCACCAGAAUCACCUACCCCUUCUGGUAUUCUUGGCCCUGUGUAUUAUCCAACUAAAACCGAACCGGAGUCUGAACCAUGUUGUCCUGUAACUUACGAGGAAGAAAAUGGGGAAGAUGGAGGAGAGGAAGAGAUCCAAGAAGUUAUAGCAGAACCUCCCAGGUCUCCUUCCCCACCACCCCCAAAUAAAAGAAAAAGGUUUGGCUACCUAAGUCAAAGAAAGCGCAGAGGACGUUGGAAAAACCUCUAAGAUUUUGGUUUUUAUUCCUCACAUUUUGCUCCCACAGCAAGCAUUAGGUUAUUAUAAACUGAUGCUUAGCUGCAGACUUGAACAGCAGGGCAUCUACAGUGAGGGCUGUGUCUCCUGCCACUUUGUUUAUUUAGCAGUAACAUUCUUCUCGCCCUCUUCCCCACCAUCACAGAGGAAGGGGAAGCUUAUCUGAGAAGGAUGGUACCAUUUUAAAUAGGUAGAAACAGGAAUUCUCAUUCCUUCUCUAACAGCAAAUAUGUCUGACUACACUCAAACUCUUCUUCACCCAUUUUUAAUCUAUAGAUUGCAAUGUGCCUGGAUUCCAAAAGUGAAAACACCUUCAAAAUGUUUCUGCAAAUAUGGAACACGGCAAUCCUCAGUACCUUUCUGGAUUAUUUAGUUAUAUUUCCAUUUUAGCAAAUUUGGCAGACAAUCUGAAAGUGAAAGUUUAAAUUUCUGAUUUUGUUGACUUGAAAGUGUUGGGGUAGGGCCCACACACACAAGAGCAAUUUGCAAACGGAAUGUGCAGAUAUGAUAUAAUGCAUUCUUGGGGUGAUAUGUACAAUUCAUUUAGUUGUGUGCAGAGAUUGUCCUAUUUGUACCUCUUUUCCAAAACAUACUUUUUUUUAAAUUCUUAAAAGGCCAGAAAUUGGCAACUGAAGUACUCAAGUUGCUGACAGACUACAACUUCAUGCUUCAAAAGUGGCCUAAUUGCUGGUAGAUUGAGCUCUGUAGACUAGUAUUUACUGGCAUUUUUUUGGAUUCAUUAAUGAUAUAAUUAAUGGAAGAGGCUUUUGUCAAAUUCAUAAUUCAAGGCAACAUUAAUAUGAUAUAUAUUUUUUCCUAAAUUCAAGGCAAAUCUGGGGAUUCUAGGAAAUAAGCUCUAACUGGAACAUUGCAUCACUGCCUUCUCUUUCGUUAAUUCUGUCUGUUAGCUAUCUACAUUUUCUCCCUCUAUAUAUAGAUGCCCCACUGAAAGCAAUAUUCUUGUAUAAAGAAGUAUACAGACUGUAGAUCGCAUCCACUUCCAUGUUAUGUUAAAUAGGUAUAUAGGAGUUAACCUUGGAGCAUUGUUUAUGUAUGUAAAUAACUACAUAUUAAAAAUCUUUGGUUCUUAA